This is a messenger RNA of Colletotrichum karsti, 636 nucleotides long. RefSeq lists its product as uncharacterized. The transcript has a single exon. The record is from RefSeq and is a predicted model, not a curated record. NCBI's taxonomy places the organism in Eukaryota, Fungi, Ascomycota, Sordariomycetes, Glomerellales, Glomerellaceae. Bases 1 to 636 code for a protein of 211 amino acids.
AUGUCGAAAAGAGGCCUCGUAACACCCAUCCUCGGCGCCACGGCCGUCCUAGGCGGCGGUGUCUACUACUUCCGCAAGCCGAACACCUUCGGCGACCCUGCUCAACAUGUUCACGACACCGACAAGCCUCGUCCCACGGCCGACGAAGUCGCGAUCAAGAAAGAACAGGCGAACGCGAAGCGCGACCUCGGCAUGGGCGGUGCCGGCGUAGGCAUGAACCACGCGACCGGCGGCACCGACAUUGGCUCCGGCCUCAAGAGCGGCAACACGCAGAACCCGAACCGCGACACCGCCAAGGGACCGACCGAGAAGUUCCCCUCUGAUGCGGGCGCAGUUGGCGGAGGACAUGGUCGUGGAAACGCGAACAGCAGAGCCAUUGAGACUCACGGUCCUUCCAAGCCUUCAGGUACGAGUGGAAGUACCGGCAACACGGAGGGCGGCAUAUCUCACAGGCUGCAGGGCUUCUUCGGGACGGGAGGACAUAAGGAGGGCGACAGGCCUUCCACACCUAUGAUGGACACCAAGGUCGCCAGUCAUCAUGGCGAUACUCCCACGAAUCGUGGAGGAAGCCCGUGGGACAAACACCGCCGAGAUGUCACGGCGACGGCCGAGAAGGGGUCACCUCAAAAGUCAUGA